Messenger RNA from Haliotis rubra (blacklip abalone), 900 nucleotides. Its product is annotated as glutamic acid-rich protein-like. The coding region runs from base 1 to 900 and encodes 299 amino acids. NCBI's taxonomy places the organism in Eukaryota, Metazoa, Mollusca, Gastropoda, Lepetellida, Haliotidae. The transcript has 7 exons. The record is from RefSeq and is a predicted model, not a curated record.
AUGUCUGACACACCAGCGGAUGUGGACCCUGACAGGGUGGUGACGGACGGGGAGUUGGCUGCCGUCAUCGUCGUCUCCGUCCUUAUCUUCAUCCUCCUGGUCAUACAGAUAGCGCUGCUCAUCUACAUCUUCUGUCGCAAGAAGCGAUGCCCAUGUUCGCGGAAGAAAUCAGAAGCGGACUCGAAACCGUAUUAUGAAAACAGAUAUGGGGAGAUCAGCUGGAGUUACGCUGAGAAAAAAGUUCACAGAGACUCUAAGAGAUCAGACGAAGAAUCUCUCAUCGGGGAGGAAGCCUCCGUCUCCGAGGAUUCCGGGUCACGUGUGGUGGGGAUCGACGAUGAACACACAAAGAAACAAACUCCACGUCUCAAGCAUGAGGACCCUGACAAACAGAAGAAGGAAGAAGUCGAGGAUGUUGGAGAAGAUGAACUUGUCCCGGAUGACGAGGCAAAGAAGGAGGGUGACGAGGGAAAUGAGGAUGACGAGGCAAAGAAGCAGGGUGACGAGGGAAAUGAGGACGACGAGGCAAAGAAGAAGGAUGACGAGGGAAAGAAGGAAGAUGAUGAACGUGAUCCAUCUGUGAUUACUAGGCUGGAUGAGGACGAGGAUGAACACACAAAGAACCAACCUGCGCCUCUCAAGCAUGAGGACCUGGAUGAUAAACAGAAGAAGGAAGAAGUCAAGGAUGUUGGAGAAGAUGAUUUGGACCCGGAUGACAAGAGGAAGAUGAAAGAUGACGAACGUGACCCAUCUGUGAUCUCCAAGCCUGUGGAUGAGAACGAAGAUGAAGACACAGUGGAACCACCGCCGCCUCUCAAGCAUGAGGAACUGGACGAGAAACAGAAGGAAGAAGUCAAGGAUGUUGAGAAGAAGAUGAUUUGGAAUCGGAUAAGGGGAUGA